CGUUGAUGUCAAGGAGUUGACAAUUGUCAACCCAAUAAAAAUUGUGAUAGAAGAGCGCGUUCCAACAUUUUGCGAAUAGUAUAAUUAUUAUUUUACGCGACUUUCCAAGAUGGUAGGUAGCCUGACGCUUUGCCUGCACGGUGGUGACGACGAUGUAGGACUGGUCCGCCAACCCCAAUACAACUUCCAUAUCUAUCCACGUCGCAUUCCGGUGGAUCAACAGUUCGACUGCGCGCUAGACCUGAUGCGGCGCUUGCCGCCGCAGGAAAUCGAAAAGAAUUUGGUAGACCUAAUUGAUCUGGCUCCAGGCUUGUGUGAUGAUCUGCUCUCCUCAGUGGACCAGCCUCUGAAGAUUGUCAAAGACAAGCAGACUAAGCAGGAUUAUCUUCUUUGUGAUUACAACCGCGACGGCGACUCCUACAGGUCGCCAUGGUCGAACACGUACGACCCGCCGCUGGACGAUGGCUCUCUGCCAUCAGAGCGUCUCCGUAAGCUGGAGGUUGAGGCCAACAGCGCGUUCGACUUGUAUCGGGAGAUGUACUUUGAGGGCGGUGUCUCUUCGGUGUAUUUCUGGGACUUGGAAUACGGCUUCGCCGGCGUUAUCCUCAUCAAGAAGACGGGCGAUGGCAGCAAGAAGAUCAAGGGCUGCUGGGAUUCAAUCCAUGUCGUCGAGGUGACAGAGCGCACGCUCGGUCGCAAUCCGCUCUAUAAGAUGACCAGCACGGUGAUGCUCUGGCUGCAGACGAACAAACCGAGCUCGGGCACAAUGAACCUCGGUGGUAGUCUCACGCGGCAGGUGGAGCAGACGCUGGCCUGCAACGAGACAAACCCGCACAUCGCCAACAUCGGCAAGAUGGUCGAGAAUAUGGAGAAUCAGAUCCGCAACACGUUGAAUGAGAUUUACUUUAGCAAGACGAAGGACAUCGUCAAUAGCUUGCGCAGCGAGCAGCCGCUGAACGACGCACGCCACCAGCAGACGCUACGGCAGGACCUAGCCGCCGCGCUACAGCGCCGCAACAAGCAGGAGAACUGAUGCGACGCGCCCGGCGUCGACGUGUACGGCUGCUGCGGCGAUGAGCGCGCCCGCACACGCGAUUCAUUUUUUACUUAACGAAUUAGGAGGUUUCUUUUCGAUUAUUAACGCAAUAUCUUCAGCGCUGGUUUUGUUUUUAACGAAUGCCGACCGAGGGGUUCACGUGAUACGUACGCUUCGGCGCGUUUUCCGCUUGCCGCGCGCGCGCGCGCCCCCAUUUCCUUCUUCCGCGUCACCACGACGAGCGGCGCACCACCGCUUCACAGUCCCGCCCGCCCGGGCACGUUCAACGAAUUCCGCUCGCGUCGUAUUUAUCUAGCCCCCGAUUCGCGUCUACGAUAAGCCACAUUAACCCGACAUUCACGAAGUAACGAGAUACACCUAGUUAAGACAUUUAAAUUUUAACAAACUUAAGCUCAAUUACGGAGGAAUCACGACGCUGGCGUGUUCUUGUAUUGAUUCAUAGUUCAACGUGGAUAUUGAUGAGUCGUAGUAAGUUGUGAACUAUAUCUAUCUUUCCUACAAUAUUAUAUUAAAUUGAUUACAUUGUUUCAUUUGGACGAUAGAAUAUAUUGUAUUAUAAAUUAUUCUUUAAUAAAACUACAUUUUUAUAUAAA
Molecule: messenger RNA, 1650 nt
Organism: Dalotia coriaria
Lineage: Eukaryota; Metazoa; Arthropoda; Insecta; Coleoptera; Staphylinidae
Gene: cpb
Product: F-actin-capping protein subunit beta
Exons: 3
Coding region: 110-1033 (307 amino acids)
Biological process (GO): regulation of lamellipodium assembly; negative regulation of filopodium assembly; cell morphogenesis
Cellular component (GO): F-actin capping protein complex; cytoplasm
Molecular function (GO): actin filament binding
Source: RefSeq, a predicted model, not a curated record